AUGAGUCUCUCUUUUUUUUUUGAGAGGCCAUCUUUCUUGUCAAGUACCUCUUCAACUCUUUCUUCAACUAGGUCGGACGCGCAAAGCGCUCCACCUGAGUUAGAGCGGGUAUUUGAUCGAAUCUGUGAUGAAUACGCAGAGUGGGUGGUGAGAGCCGGUAAGCAAUUACCCCCAGAAUGGAGCAUGCCGGGCCUUGUUCGGACAGUGAUUGGGGACGAGGCUAUUCACAUCCCAGGCUUUAUCAAGGAUUCAUAUGUUGAUGUUAUGUUAUAUGGACAAAAUAGUUGUAAAUUUGGACUGACUUGUGGGGGGUCUCAGCCUCUGGACUUUGAGUGGAUUUGCUGUUUCGACAACGGCGCUGACAGUUUCAAUCUGCCGGCGUUGGAAUCGUCGUCAAGUUACGAGUCUCUGGCUACUUUUCGAAAUGUUAUCGCAGCAGAAAAUGAAGCGGAAAUAUAUGAGCGAAUUAGGGUUCUCGAGAACCAGCAUUACUACAAUAUCCCCCCUCAUAAUAACCCGGGAGAUUACGCGAGGCUGGUUCGAGAGCACUUCGAUCAAGCCCUAAACGUAGAUCACUACUGGGAAAUCUUUGAUCGAGAGUAUCUCGAACUACGCGUAUUAGAUAAAAAGGCCGGUCUGCAGGAUAAACUCUUAAAUCUGAUGCUUGAUGAGCAGAAUCUUGCUCGAAUUAUGGAGCUAUCUCCCUAUUCAAAUAAACAAGUAAACCUAAGCGGCCGCAAUUUAGAAAUCUAUCGUGAAUUCUACUCGCAUUUCACCGAUGACGAAUUCCGUCGACAACAGGGGUUGCCCUUACCAUAA
Messenger RNA from Vicia faba (fava bean), 819 nucleotides. The record is from the annotation of a GenBank genome assembly. NCBI's taxonomy places the organism in Eukaryota, Viridiplantae, Streptophyta, Magnoliopsida, Fabales, Fabaceae.